Messenger RNA from Alosa alosa (allis shad), 2093 nucleotides. RefSeq lists its product as uncharacterized. Bases 490 to 1680 code for a protein of 396 amino acids. The record is from RefSeq and is a predicted model, not a curated record. NCBI's taxonomy places the organism in Eukaryota, Metazoa, Chordata, Actinopteri, Clupeiformes, Clupeidae. The transcript is spliced from 8 exons.
GUGAGAAAGCAUGGGAUGCGUGAAUAAACUGGUUCUUGGUAUAAUCCAAGCUACUUCAUUCACAAACAUGUACGUGAAUGUACGGUGCGCUGUAAAAUAGCAAUGAAAUAUACCUAUCUACGAAUGCAGGAGUCGACAUUCCACACGCUUCCUGCAAAGUUUUGUAACAUCGCCUGUUAACUAUUACACAAGUGAGAUAGGUCCUCCUUCAUAAGGCGGAUGAAUCGAAGCAGUGAACUGCAGCUGCCACAUCGAGGUGACAAUCGUUUUGUGAGGCUGUGAUCGAGGUGGAUGUCUUCAAAGUUAUUUUAACUAAAUAAACAACUCAGUUAAGUGUAGCCUAUUGCAAAAAUACCGCGCGGGUGAGUCUUAUACCGAUGUUUUCACUUAACAUAAAUAUAUGAAAUAAGGCUGUGUCUGCUAGCCAUAUGAAUUGCGACUGACACUUCAGGCGGUGUUUCAUAAUCCACAAUUGUUUUGAAACGUCAAAUGACUGCGAAGAAUCAGAUGCAGCGAAUAGUCGGUGAGGCGCUCUGGGGAAUGUGCGCCGCCGACGCCAUGUCUAUGCCAGUGCACUGGUACUACAGUGUGCGAGACAUCAAGAACGAGUUCAACGGCUGGAUACAUUGUUUCAACCCGCCCAGAGAGAAACACCCGACGAGCAUCCUCACCCUCUCCAACGCAGCUGGCAGUGGGCGCAGUGGUUGGUCAUCAGGCAGCAGACCUCCAGUGAUCGGCAACAUCAUCCUCCAUGAUAAGCUGAGCUACUGGAAGAGACCAGGAGGCAGUGUCCACUAUCAUCAAGGUCUACAGGCUGGUCAGAACACAUUAAAUACCCUAUGUGCCUUGCGUGUGGGCAAGGCUCUCUCCUCUGGGGGAUUUUGCAGCAUGACCGAACCGCUUGCACAAGCUGCAGUCCUCUCGGACUAUGUGCAAUUUAUGACCACACCUGGUAGCCAUGACGACACCUAUGCUGAGUCAUUCCACAGAUCCUUCUUCUCUGAUUGGCAGGAUUCAAGACCAACCUCACCAAGCAAGGUCCUUGAGUUUGCAGAAAAACGAUGUAAACAGAAGAUGAAUGUGCAUCCCCCUGACAGCCAGUUGGAUGCUAUUGGUUGCCUUCCCAUGAGCAUCCCUUUCAUUCUGUUAUCGGCUUCAGAUGAUGAAGAGAAAGCUGUGACUGCAUCGGUUCAGUUUGUGCGACUCACUCACCCGCACCCGAAACUGGACAAAUUUGUGGCACUUUAUGCACGUGCACUCCAUGCUACACUGAACGGAGCGUGUCUGAGGCAGCAGGCGGAGGCGGCACUCAAAUCUCCCACACUCGAUGUCUGGGAUACCUGCCAGAGCUUUAUGCACAGAGCCGCCAGGUUACCCAUCGCUUCAGAGGAGAGAUUGAAGGUCCAUCAAAGUGCUGUUGAGGUGCUUGGUCUUGCCUGCUACACUAAAGGUGCCCUCAGCAGUCUGUUCUACUUGGCCCAUGAGUUUCAUAGCGAUAUCCAGGGAGGAAUCUUGGCAAACACCAACUGUGGAGGAGAGAACUGUAACAGGGGAGCAGCUCUGGGUGCUUUACUGGGUUCUCAUGCGGGACAUUUGGGGAAGUCUGUCCCUCAGGAGUGGAAAGACAGCCUUAUAAGUGGCAGAGAAUACAUCCCAGACAUACUGCAGAAACUCUUCUAACACACUACCCCCUGCUCCCAUGAUUAUUUCUCUCAGAGAAAGAGAGAGAGAAAGAGUAUCCUCUCCUUUUUUUCCUAGUUGCUGCUAAUUGUUUAAGAUAUUAUUAUAUGUCUUUGCAGUGCAUAAUAUCCAUAUGAAUUGUGUGCUGUGUCUUGUGUCCCACGAGCAUUUUACAUUCUCAAACAAGGGAAAUCUCUCAACACCCACGUCAAUAGGAGUUUGAGUGCAUUUCAGAAUAUCUAUCUUAAAGCUAAACGGGAGCUUUCUGAAUGAUUAAGGAACAUGUAAAUAAUGUUGUGUUCACUACAAUGUUACUAUAAUAUGCUGAUUGUAAUAUUUGUAAUAAUGUAUUUAAUGUAUAUUAUAUUCACAUUUGUGCAUUAAACAAUGACUGUUGGUCUUUUUAUUUCUUA